GGACGACGUGCGCCGGGGGCGGGGCGCCCAUGAGUGUCGUGCCCAGAGAAGGGCGUUCGUGAGGUCCUGAGCCCUGACAGAGUUAUUUCGUGGAGGAGUGAGACGGCAAUGGCUAUGGCCGGAAUGAGCGGGGCCUUUUGCCGUCUGCCGGCGGCGCUGGGGCUGUUGCGGGGACCGCGGGGCUGGGCUUUCCUCGCCCGGCCGUGGAGCCAAGGCGCUGGAGAGGGGGCCGGAGGCGAGGGGGGCGGGUCGAAGGAGGCCAUGGAGCGGCUGGUGCGCGCGCACCCGGUGGUGGUCUUCAUGAAGGGCAGCCCGGCCCAGCCCCAGUGCGGCUUCAGCAACGCCGUGGUGCAGAUUCUGCGCCUUCACGGCGUCCAGGACUACCAGGCUUACGACGUCCUCCAGGAUCCCGACCUUCGCCAAGGAAUUAAGAACUAUUCCAACUGGCCUACUAUACCUCAAGUCUUCCUUAAUGGUGAAUUUGUGGGAGGCUGUGACAUACUUCUCCAGAUGCAUCAAAGUGGCGAUCUAGUGGAAGAACUUAAAAAACUGGGAAUUCGCUCGGCCUUGCUGGAUUCAGAAAAAGAUCAUGGCAAAAAAUAAAUAAGCUGAUGUGAUGUUGACAAAGACAGAUUUGGAUAAUUUGGUACCAGAAAAGCCUUAUGUAAUUCAGCUCAAGAAGUAAACUUUUUGAACUAACAUGAUGAGAUUUAUUAUUGAAUAUUCUGUUCUUCAUGUACAAUAUAAUAAGCUCAUAUGUAAAUAUUCUGUAUUUUUUAUAAUCCCAUCAUUGUAAAUCAAAUAUUUUGCAAAAUCCGAAGGUUUUUUGUUUUGUUUUGUUUUUAAUGAGCCAGAGUUGUGAUACAAAAUAUUAAUAUUUGUAAAGUCUAUACCUGUUUCUAUCCAGGUACGUAUGGAGAAAGAAAAAUCUCCCCAAAGCAGAUAGAGCAACUCAAUGUAAAGUAGCAGUAAUUAAUUGACCCACUUGCAAGAAUUCGGGGACCAAGUGAAAAACUGUUAAAGGUGAUAUACAUUCCCACAUUGUAGAAAGUCAGAUACAACUCGGCUGAUACAUUAUUGUGGGAGAGCUGUAUUGGGUGAUGUUAGAAGCUGACCAUCUGGAAGCACCCCAGAUCAUCUUGGAAUUGUCCCUAUUGUGUUCUUUGUAUAACCUAAGCAGAUUAUAUUUUGAUUUUCCUUUCAUCUCUGUGAAAUACGGUGGAAGAAAAGAAUAACAAUUCUUUACUUGAAUCAACCUGUAUUUGUCAGCAUAUAUUAACACUGCAUUAAAGAUAUAAAAAUGUUGACUUUGCAGCUUAGACUAAAACCACAGUAGCCAUUACUGUUUUCCUACCACAUUUGUUAGCAUACUUUGAGGGAUAUUGAACUGUUUGGAAUAAAAGUGAGAAAGUAUCUUCCACAUCUGCCCACAGGACUGCCUCAGUUAAUAUGCAUGGCUAUGGAUCACCAUAUCCAUGAUCAGUGCUAUAAUGUAUCUACACUUUUAAAAAUUGUGACUUCAAAUGACAGUAUGGAGGGUGGGUUUUGAAACAACUAAUUUAGUUUGUCUCUGUCCCUUUUUAAAAAGUGCACAGAUUAUUUGAAAUUCUGACUUUUGAAGUAUUUAUCAGGUGUUAUACAUACUGCAGUAUUUGUGAGACAUUGUACAUAGACACAGGUAAUUAUUCUUUUUUGACAAAUACUGUCAUCAAACUGAAACGAUUAGAUAGAUUGUUUCAUGUUAAAGAAAGGGCAGAAUAAUUGCUGUGAUGUCUUUUGAAACCUGCGUAUAUCGGGCUCCUAAAAUUCAAAUACUUUUUGUUUGAAAACAUAGAUGCUGAACCACCAUAGUAACAGCCCAACAGAAUGCUCACAUUUUUAAAGUAAUACCACUGGAUGUAAACAAGUUUUCUGAGAAAUUGUCUUUUUGUGACCUGUAUCCAAUUUCCUUUGAGAUAAAGGACGUUUAUAAACAACUAA
This is a messenger RNA of Anolis carolinensis (green anole), 1980 nucleotides long. RefSeq names its product glutaredoxin 5 (gene glrx5). Gene Ontology annotation, cellular component: mitochondrial matrix. The record is from RefSeq and is a predicted model, not a curated record. Lineage: Eukaryota; Metazoa; Chordata; Lepidosauria; Squamata; Anolidae. Bases 109 to 603 code for a protein of 164 amino acids. The transcript is spliced from 2 exons.